AUGGCGUCCGACUACAACACGCCCUCGGGCACCGCACCCCUCGGCUUCAUGCAGCGACUCAGCCCAACGGUCGCCUACCUGGACCCGGGCCACGUCCCCCAGGCGGCAUCCGACCCGGAGCUGAUCCUCAUGCUCUCCUGGAUGGCGGCGCGGGAUGAGCACAUCGCCAAGUACAUCGCGCGGUACCGCGCCCUGUUCCCGACGUCGCGCAUCCUGCUCAUCCGGUGUCCGCUGUCCCGCGUAUGGCUUCCGUGGAUCGCGCGCAGGGACAUGCGACCUGCCCUACCGAUCCUGGGGUCGCUGGCGGACAAGGCGGCGGCGACGACGACGGACACGGACACGGACAAGAACGGCGGCGCGAGCCAACGCCCGCGGGUGCUCGUCCAGAUGUUCUCAAACGGCGGCAUCAGCACCGCCGUCCACCUCAAGCACAUGCUCGCGGCGCGGCGGUCGCGCAGUGGCGGCAGCGGCGGCCUCGAGACGCUCCCGCGCUACGUCCUCGUGCUCGACUCCUGCCCGGGCUACUUUCGCUGGCGCAACACGCACCGCGCCCUGCUGCAGACCCUCCCGUGGUGGACCUCGCCGUUCAUGCACGCCGCCAUCGCCGUCGCCUGCAUCUACCACGCGCUGCGCCGCCUGCCCGCCGCGCAGAACCAGAACGCGAGCGCCAUCCGCGCGCCGCAGCUGGCCGCCCGCGAGUGCCGCCGCACGUACCUGUACGGCACCGCCGACGACAUGGUCUACUACCGGGACGUCGAGGACAACGCGCGCAGGGCCGAGGAGGCGGGCUUCGUCGUGAGGCUUGAGCGCUUCGAGGGGGCGCGGCACGUCGCCAUCGCGAGGGCUGAGCCGGAGCGCUACUGGCGCGCCGUGCGAGACGCGUGGGAUGGCGACCGCAGCAGCGGCAGCUCUGACGAGAAGAAGCUGGUAGAGUUGGACGUAGAGGCGUGA
This is a messenger RNA of Purpureocillium lilacinum, 951 nucleotides long. RefSeq lists its product as uncharacterized. The record is from RefSeq and is a predicted model, not a curated record. NCBI's taxonomy places the organism in Eukaryota, Fungi, Ascomycota, Sordariomycetes, Hypocreales, Ophiocordycipitaceae.